CUAGCUUGUGUGGUAGCUUACAAAUAUACAAAGAAGCCCUUUCUGCGCCGUACCACAAGAUGGCGCAUUAAACAACAUUAUUAACCGAAAAAUAGUCAAAGAAGAGGUUGAUCAAAGAAAAGACUUUAUGGCCAAAAUAACAAAAACAACCUUACAAUGUCUGAAAAACACCGAAACCUUCCUCAGUGGAUGGUCAAGACAAACGAUAAAGACGCUGAAAAGAAGAAAACGCAUGAAACCACUAAAAGGACAGCGAAGAAGCGGCUCAAAAGUGUCGUCGCGUAUUGGAUGAAUGAGAGGGAGCUGUUAGAAACGGCGCUCGAUAUUCUGAAGGAUGAAACGAAAAUGAGUAGAGACGCAGUCCAAGCCCCGGAGGAGGAGGAGGAUGAGGUGAAGGUGAUCCCGGAGACUGAUGAUGAAGACUCGACAGAUUUACACCACAGCACUCGUGUUUCAAACAUCGCCGAGCAAGAAACUGUGCCAUAUGAAAACUGUGUGGAAGAGAAAACCAAUACAAAACCAGACUGCCAUUUAAAGCCGAAUUCUGAUGUUUCAGAACCUCCAGAGAAGCCUGACGAGGAUGACGAGGCUCUUAAGCUUGUAAGAGAGAUCUUUUUCACGUAAUUCAAGCCCCGAGUACACAAAAGGUUUGUUAUUGUACUUAAACGAAUUUAAGCAUCUGUUGAAGAGACAUUUACUUAUUUAUUUAUCUAUCCUAGUGUUGUUGCAAACAGGGUAUUGCUAGCUUUCUUCUGUGGAGCACAAUAGGAGAUGCUUUGAAGAAUGUUCUAGUCGCUCUUUUUCAGUUCAAGAUUGGAGUCUAGACUUAGAAUCUUUAAAAUGCACCACAGAAUUGGUCUUAAUAAACCUUAUUAAUAUUUUAUUUUCGAAACAAUUUUUUUGAGGGAAUAUUAUCUCCCCUUGUGUUCCUCAGAAAAAAAGAAAGCGUUUAGGUUUGGAACAAUGUAAGUAAUUGAUUACUUUUUUUUUUUUGUAAAAAGAGUUUACAUCUUGAAUUUUAAUAAAAAUAACUGCUUUUACUCAGGAAAUGUAAAUCUUGUUUGGAUCUGCGUGGACUUGUUUGUUUAGGCAACAACCAAUAGAUCCAAGGUAAUGUCUAAUUUGACUUUUAUACCAUCUGCUCUGAUAAUUGUAAAUUGCACACUUGGGUCUUUGGUCCUGUGGGUAAGAAUGCAACUUUAAAAACAUGAGAACGUUCGAUUCCACGCAAUAAUCAAUUGUGUAUUUAAUCAUUUUUUAUUUUAAAAGCUAACCUUCAGUGUCUUGAGGCAUAAACAGAUGUCGCAGGCGUGCAGGUGCAUAUUUUUAUUUGCACUCUCAUAAAACAAACAAGACAUCCCAAACCUGGGGAAAUGUCAUAUUAAAAUGCACAAAUAAACAAA
Messenger RNA from Danio rerio (zebrafish), 1403 nucleotides. NCBI's taxonomy places the organism in Eukaryota, Metazoa, Chordata, Actinopteri, Cypriniformes, Danionidae. The record is from RefSeq and is a predicted model, not a curated record.